AUGUAUUCUUCCGUAUUAUUUCUUAUUCUUAUUCCACUCGUUGCUCAAGCGAGUUGGUUUGGGUUUGGUAACAAGAAGACUGAACCACCAAAGAUCACCACAACCACUCCUUCUGUUCUAGCAGCACUUGUUACUACGAUUAGUCCAUCAACAAAUGUGCCUUUCGGCUGGAAUUCCAAAACCACUAUGCAAUCUUCCUUAACACCCAUUACUGAACGUUGUGGUACUGCCAUGUACGAACAUAAUCCAAACAAUUAUUAUUGUGGUGCGUUUUCAAAUAAACGUCGUAAUGGACUUGGCAUUCGCACAUUUGGAGAUGGUGCAACAUAUCUCGGUGAAUAUCAUCUUGAUGGAGUAACCGGUGUUGGUUACUGGUUGGAAAAGAAUUCCAAUCGAUAUCUUGGUGAUAUCGUUAACAAACAGAAAGUCGGAAACGGCUAUUAUAUGUGGACUAAUGGUGAUUCAUAUAUGGGUUCAUGGUAUGCAAAUAAGAUGCACGGUGAAGGUGUAUUGUGGUCGAAAAAUGCCAAGGAAGUAUACAUUGGUUCAUUCGUCAACGGUAUUAAAAGCGGUCAUGGUACACUUCUCUCUACAAAUGGAAAUGUGAUCUAUAAAGGAUUAUUUACUAAUGACCAUCCACGAAAGAUGUAA
Molecule: messenger RNA, 651 nt
Organism: Adineta steineri
Lineage: Eukaryota; Metazoa; Rotifera; Eurotatoria; Adinetida; Adinetidae
Source: the annotation of a GenBank genome assembly